Messenger RNA from Arachis ipaensis, 864 nucleotides. RefSeq lists its product as uncharacterized. Gene Ontology annotation, molecular function: zinc ion binding. The record is from RefSeq and is a predicted model, not a curated record. Lineage: Eukaryota; Viridiplantae; Streptophyta; Magnoliopsida; Fabales; Fabaceae.
UCAAAAUCGUCCCUGAAAGAUACCCCGAUCUCCAUUUUAGUCCUCGAAAGAUAAAAUUAAUCAAAGUCGUCCCCGAAAGUUAUUCACGUUGGUCGAGUUUGUCCUUCCGUCAUGUGAGGUAGUGACGUGGCUAACGUUUGGUGAGGUGGAACGUUAAGUGCCAGCGUGGAGAGGUCCAGCAUGGCAACCGUUAAUGCUGAUAAGAUAUGUUUGAUUAGUUAGGUCAAAUUAGUCCUAAUGUUACAACCCUAACCCCCAAUCUGAAGCAUAUAUGUGCGCGAUUCUCAGGUGGCGAUGUAUCUUUGAGGAGUCGCUGCUAUGAUGAGUGGAAGCCGGAGUGGUGACCUGCCGUCGCAGUCUAUCGGUAGCCAUGAGUCGAACUCUGCCAUGCGACGGAGGAGGAAGAUGAAGGACCAGACUUGCUUUUGUGGGUUGAAGACGACAAUCAAGAAAUCCGGCACAAGAGAGAAUCCGGAUAGGUUGUUCCACACCUGUGCUAGAUACCCGAAGGGAAGUCACUGCAACUUCUUUAGGUGGGUUGAGGAAGAUGGGUAUGUAGCAGGGGCGGAAACUGAUGCAGAGGUUGGUGGGGACUAUGAUGAAUGGAGACUGAAUGUGUCAUGGAGAUUGGGUAGCUUGGAGGGUGAGGUUAGAGCAAUGAAGAUGCUGAUAAUGUUCCUGUCAGUUGCAGUGGUGGUGGCUACUGUAUUGUGUGUAUCACUGUUGUUCACAUUAAUCUCCAAGUAAAGCCACAAAUGGAGUGUUAUGUUCUUGUGUGUUAUAGGUGUUGUUAGAUCAGAGAAAUUGAAUUAGUUGAUAUGUAAUGAUGAUGUUAAUUAUGAAUGAAAGUAUGGUUUAAUUGUC